Molecule: messenger RNA, 1207 nt
Organism: Penaeus vannamei (Pacific white shrimp)
Lineage: Eukaryota; Metazoa; Arthropoda; Malacostraca; Decapoda; Penaeidae
Source: RefSeq, a predicted model, not a curated record
AUGGCGGUGGUAUUUUUGCUCUGCUUCUUCGUGGCAGACGCUUUCCCUGGGCCUUCUCCUCUGCCAGGACCUUGGGCCAACCCCUUUCCUUUGCCAGGUCCAGUGGCUUUCCCUAAUCCUCUCCCUGGGCCCUUACCCCUGCCAAGCCCCCUACCAAGUCCAGUGGCUUUCCCUAAUCCUCUCCCUGGGCCCUUACCCUUGCCUAAUCCUCAUCCUGGACCUUCACCCCUGCCAAGCCCCCUGCCAGGUCCUUUAGCUUUCCCUAACCCUCACCCUGGGCCCUUACCCUUGCCUAAUGCUUACCCUGGACCUUCACCUUCCCAAACCCCCUACCAGGUCCAGUGGCUUUCCCUAAUCCUCACCCUAGGCCUGUAUCCCUGCCAAGCCCCCUGCCAGGCCCUGAACCUUACCCCGGCCCCGUUCCACUCCCUGACCUCCGACCUUACACCCCAGAUCAGUUCCAAAACACCGGUCCUUAUUCUCCUGACACUCUCCCUGAUACCAAACCUUACUUCCCUGACUUGUACCCUGAUACCAAACCCUAUUUCCCUAAUCCUGAUACCCGACUUAACUUCCCUGGAUCGUAUCCUGAUACCAAACCUUAUUCUCCUAAUCCUGAUACCCGAUUUAACUUCCCUAACUCGUUCCCUGAUACCUUAGCUUAUUCCCCUGACCCUAACACUCAGUCUUUCCCUCAGAAGGACUUCGACACCCGACCUUACCCUCAAAAUGACCUUGAUUCCCGCCCUUUCCCUCAGAAUAACUUCGAAACUCGACCUUAUCUUGAGAAUGACCUUGAUUUCCGACCAUACCUUGAAAAUGACCUUGAUUUCCGACCUUAUCCUCAGAAUAACUUCGACACCCGCCCUUACAUUCAAAAUGACCUUGACCCUAUGCCCUAUGAUGACCCCUUCCCCCUUAAUGCUCCUUUUAAAGACAUAACCGACAAGCACCCGAAACUUAGGUCCUUCUCGCCCUCAAACACCGCCAAGGAUCUGCAACACUCGAGUUAUUCCUUCACUCCCGAGGUCCCCCUUCACUCGAACCACCUUCCCGCCUCGUCCCCCCUCGACUUUGGGCCUCAGGAUGGUCGCCAGUUCGAAGACGAGGUGUUCCAUAACGAAGGAAAAUUCGGUUAUUUGCAGCCUCGUCUGAAUCGGGUCUUCAGUCGAAAUGUUUAUAACACGCCUGUCCAUACUCCGUUAAA